AUACUAGUCCAUGAUAAGGGAUCCAGUGCAGCCAUUGCCCUGGCCGCCUCCAAGCCAUUCUUGCUUCCCGCCGUCGUUGUGUCCGAGUACAUGCUUCCUGGCUUUGGUUAUGAGGAAGCAAGUUAUCCGCAGCAUUCAUGGGAUUUGAAUUCCAAUUGGCACCUGUCUCUCUUUGCUGUUAUGGAUAGUGCAGAGUUCCUGAUGCGUGGGCGGGAACGUGAGUUUCUUUCUUGGUACUUUUGGCACGGGAGUUUCGUUGGAGCCCAGGCCAUACCGGAUGAUAUUUUGGACCGUUAUACUACGACUAUCCGGAAGCCCGGCUUUCUGCGAGCACUGAUAGGACCGUUCUCGGCGUUAUCCCUCAGCACCGACGCAAACUUUUUCCGGUCGAAGCUGCGUGCCAACGAGGGUGGUAGUGCGCUACCAAUGCCGCUUUUGGCAAUCGGCGGCGAGGCCAGCAUGGCCCCUCGGGAUGUUUUGCAACAAAUUUGGGGCCCAGUUUCAGCGGAACUAGACAUUGAUGUAGCGCCAAAAGCCGGUCACUGGAUACCUGAUGAGAACCCUACCUGGCUAGCUCAACGCACAUUGAGGUUC
Molecule: messenger RNA, 594 nt
Organism: Fusarium vanettenii 77-13-4
Lineage: Eukaryota; Fungi; Ascomycota; Sordariomycetes; Hypocreales; Nectriaceae
Exons: 1
Source: RefSeq, a predicted model, not a curated record